AUGCUCACAAUUCUGUGCCUCAUCAUCCUAUUUGGAAAAAGUGUUCCGAAGGAUCCAAUUGGUCAGAAUGUUAUUGUUCUACUGAUUGAUGGUUACGGCGCUAGUCUAUUAAACGAAUCAAAGCCGGAAACGAAAAUCGGUAUGCAACAUCUCAUUUCACACGGGGUUCAAGCAGAAUACCUUCGAUCUGCAUUCCCUACACAGAGUUGGCCAAACUGGUUAAGCCUUGCGACAGGACUUUAUACGGAAAAUCAUGGAAUGACAGCUGAUUACAUGUGGGACAAAGAAACGAAGUUCAGCUUUGAACGUGGGAAAGGUGUGAACGACUCCGAAGACAUAUGGUGGGAUGGUCUCCCAGCACCCCUAUGGUACACGGCAGGAAAAUCAGGCGUUGAUGUCCAUUGCUACUGGUUUGCACACUGUCACAGAGCCCACUACGACAUGGUGGUGAAAGUGCCUCCUAAAAGAUGGACCGAUCUCAACUUACCAGAACAGACCGAUAGGAUAUCACAAGCGUUUCCAGAGAUCGUAAACCGCAUUAUCAAAUAUCAAGCGUACAAGCAACAAAUGUUUCUGAUGCGUUACGCCGGUGUCGAUAACGCACUGAGACAAUUUGGAGCACAUUCAGAUGAGGCGAAUCAGGCUAUCGCAAAUAUCGAUCAGUAUAUACAUGAACUCCAGCAAAAACUUGAGGAGCAUGAUUUAUUCACGUCCACAAACUUAUUAGUGCUUUCUGACCAUGGGUUGGCACAGAUCGAAGAAGAAGAGCAAUUCUAUUUGGAGGAGUGCCUUUCAGACUAUUCCAAGGUUGUGAAAGUUGUGAACAUCCAUUCCAUGCUUAUGGUUUUCACCGAACCACAGGACGAAGGACAUGUUCAUUUCGAAUUGCGAGUAUGUGAUCAGUGGGCUCCUAUGGGUGAUUACGAAGAUACGGACGCGUUGCUUGUCAAAGCAUAUAAGCUUUCGGAGGUUCCUGAACGACUUCACUGGGCUGAUUCUAGAUUCAUGAGCGGUGUUAUACUGCUUACGAAGCCGGGUACCAGUAUUAUUACGCGAGAACUUCCAUCGGUUCCUUCGCCGAGCGAUCACUCUCGCGAAGCUAGACAGGCAAGUGGUUGGGAUCCAGAUGCGCCACAGAUGAGAGGCAUUUUUAUGGCUAGGGGACCAGCCUUCAAAGUCGAUGAAAAAACUGGCCCCAUUGAAAUUGUCGAUGUCUAUCAGACUCUACUAAACAUUUUGGCUGUGGAACCAUCGCAUUCUCAUAACGGAACAUGGUCAAAUGUGGAAGGAAUGCUAGCAAGUGGUUGGGAAGAACGACCCAACAGCGAUAAUUUCGGUUAUGCACCACGAAUUUGUACUGUUUUUCCACUCAUGAUAAUACCCUUCAUGCUUUUCUACUGA
Messenger RNA from Angiostrongylus costaricensis, 1401 nucleotides. NCBI's taxonomy places the organism in Eukaryota, Metazoa, Nematoda, Chromadorea, Rhabditida, Metastrongylidae. The record is from the annotation of a GenBank genome assembly.